CGCCCUAAUGAUCUCCGGAAUCUUUCUGGUGCAUGGCAAGGAGUUUAUAAGCUGGUGGUCGAGGGGUUUUUUUUUUACACAUUCCCAGUGCUGGACAGCCGCUCUGUUGGGAGAGGAAGGACCAUGCUUCGAACAGUCCUCACUUGCUACGUGUUGCUGAAGCUCCUGCAAGUCCCCUGGGCUCUGCCUGUCCGUUCCGAAAGGCUCCCCUUCUCGCCCGAGGAUGAGGAGCUGCUCUACAAAUUUCUGAGCGGGAGCCUUGAGAUGGAGUUGAGCGAAGACCCCUUGGAGGGCGGCGGCGGCAGCAGCAGCAAGCGAACGGGCAGGAGUGAGACCAUCAUGGGAGUGAGGCACGCACAUUGUUCCAGGCCGAGCGAGAGCUGGUCAACAGUCUCCGGCGGUUCUGCCUUGUUGGCCCAGAGUGUCUUGUACCGAGUGACUAUCACCACCGCCUCUGCCGAACCGCCCUGGAAAGUCUUCCCACUUUGGCAUCUUAUGAUGUUCAUGAAGCGUUUCUACAGCUGUUGCAAACUGGGAUACACAUGCAAAAGAAUAAAAGGCUACCAAGGGCGUUUAAUUGGGCAUAAUGAAAGGAAGAUGGAGUUUUUCCUGAGACCGGAGUAUUUGAAUCUGAAUGUCCUGAGAUCACAGCUAAACUUGCACAUUGCCAACCCAGAUAGACUGGUGCUGGAGGCAGAGAUCAGGGUGAAAAUGCAAAGCACCACUGUUGCCAAAACCACACGAAACAUCACUUGGCACAAAUAUGGUGAAUCCGAGCUGGCCUUCGACACGUUGUUCCUGUUCAAGAUGAUGAAGGAGGCGCAUUUUAAGGAGGGUGGUGGGACCACGGAGUUAUCCCUGAUACUGAAAUGCUUUCAGGGCAGUAACCCACUGUCGUGCAGUGAGCACGGGGUCAGUGUAUUGCGUGCACCUUUCAUGGCCAUUGGUUACAUUUAGAACACACCACAUUUUUAGGGAGGGACAUACACCGUCAGGGCCCCCUCACCAGCCGACUAACUGAAUGAAUGUGCAGGGCAGCUGAGGUGUGCUGGAGUA
This is a messenger RNA of Carcharodon carcharias (great white shark), 1056 nucleotides long. RefSeq lists its product as uncharacterized. The transcript is spliced from 3 exons. NCBI's taxonomy places the organism in Eukaryota, Metazoa, Chordata, Chondrichthyes, Lamniformes, Lamnidae. Bases 124 to 957 code for a protein of 277 amino acids. The record is from RefSeq and is a predicted model, not a curated record.